AUGAGUGACCUAGCACUAUCACGAAUUGGCAGUUUAAUCAAGACACAAGACGAUGUCGCUAAUAUAGCUAGUAUAAAGCAGCUGUUUGUCAAGGAGAAAUCUUCGAUAGAUUUCAAACUUUCCACAGCGACGCAAGUACACUUUGACUCGAUAAUGGACAACUUGGCCCAAAUGAAAAAUGCAAUGAAAAAGAUGAACGACAUCAAGGCCAGCAUGGCCAAGAUCCAACAGAUUUACAAUGAAAGCGUAGCGCAACCGAAGGACUACGAACUUAUAUGCAAGAUGAUUUGCGUCAACCAAUUCUUGAACCAAGUGGCCAACUUGUACGACGAUAUAAGUCAUUUCAAAGGCAUAGUGGAAAAGCUAACUCUGGUGAUACGCAGAGAAAUUGAACAGAUGCAAUCGAGUUUAACUUACACCAUACCUUCAUUUUUGGACCUCCAUUUCCAGUAUACUCAAAUCCGCAAUUUCCACGAUUAUUUGGAGUUUUACACCAAAUCGUCCUCGGAUGAUUUGAAGUCCAUCGUGCAGAGAAUCACGAUGCCGACGCGCGACUUGAUCCGCGCAUUUGAUGAGUUGUUGAACGAGUGCAUCACGAGCUUGACUGAAUGCACGAGGGAGAACAACCUCGAGAUAAUCUACAAGUUGAUGGCCAUCAUUGCAUUUGAAGAACAAGAAGACCUCAAGCUCCGCGUCUCUCGCGGGCUCAAGUUGGAAAACACCGAUAUAAACCGCGACUAUAAACAUUUCCGCAGUAAAGAACGCAACUACAAGCGGUUCUUUUUUGAGAAAUUCAAACUUUAUUUCCAAGGCACGUUUGAAGCAUGCGUCGAGUAUAACGCCCACGAUCGCAUUGCGUUGUAUGACAACUUGGACUGGAUGCAAGAUGAGAUUGUCUUUGUCCAUGAUGCAAUGGCGCCGCUUUUCCCUCAACAAUGGGAAAUUGAUUCCUUUGUACAAUCCAUUUUCUACGAUAAACUACAUGCAUACACCUUGAAUCUCAUUAACGACGAGCCCGCGGCAGAAGAUAUAAUUCGGAUCAUAACUUAUGAUAAGAAGUUUAGCGAUUUCAUCAAAAGCAUAGAUGGCGAUUCGGCAUCGAUGUCCAUCAUUGGCGACGAUUUGAAAACCACGAUGUUGGACGAUUACCUCAAGACCAUCACCGCGAAAAUGAAGGAAUGGAAUUUUAGCUUGAUGAAGCAAGAGUCGAAGGUGUUUGUCGAAAGAAACAAAGCACCAGAUAUCUACCCAUAUGAUCAAGAAAUCGAGGACGUUGAUGUCAAUAACGAGCCGAUUGUGUUGCAUUCUGAAGUUUCAGCUUAUGUACUUCCUGAUUUCAAGAGUCCCAUGCUCAUGAUGAAAGAGCAAGCCGAUGCUGCCUCUUUAGCAGGUAACGCCAAGAUCCUUAUUGCCGUUAUUGAAAACUUCUGUACUUGUUAUGUCCAACGAGUUGCCAAUUUCCAAAGUUUGGUUGACGAAGAAAUGGACAAAUAUUUCCAAUUUUACAACAAUUUCCACUUCUUGGUCAAGAUGAGCAAAGCUCGAAGAUUGUUUAAGAAAAAACCCACCGUGUUGGAUGUCGACUCGUUAACCCCCGAGGAACAAAGCAACUUAUCGCGUGAAGGGUUAGUGGAAUAUCUCGGGGCAUUAGCCAACUCCCUUGAGAUCAGCAACGAUAUCAUGAACAACAAAUUUGCUUCUAGUUACAAGGAAAAAGUUCACACCAACUACCACGUGCCAAUCACCCAGGCCUUUUCCACCGCAGUUGAGAAAUCCAACUCGCUAGUUUCAGAAAUCUGCAUUUCGAUAUCAAAUAUAAUCAUCAACGACUUGUACACUUCGCUUUGCAAGCUCUUCACCAAGGCCUGGCUAGAAGACGGCUCAAAGCAAACAGAAGAUGUGAUGAUGAUGACCGUUAUUGCAGAGACCAUCGCCGAGUACAUGAGUGAAGCGAGAUCGUAUUGCAUCUACACCGUUUACCAAGUGCUUUUCGAAAUCUUUCUCGAUAAGUUCGUUUGCACCUAUCUAAGCAUCGGGUUUGAAAACAUUUUGCAUGGAGAAGGCAAGAAAAUCGACCCACAAACGCAGGGUUACAAGGCGUUCAAACUGCGAAUUCAAAAAGAUGCCGAGUUCUUAUUUGGCGGGCUCUCCGACUUGUUCAUGGAGAAAGAUCGCCACUAUUUGCUUUCGUCGUUAACGGCAAUUGAGCUUUUGGCAGAUUUGGGCACGUGUGAAGACCCAAUGCACAACAUCCCCGAGCAGUUUAGAGAAUUUGUUCUACCUGUAUUCUAUAAUUGUUCACUUGAUUAUAUCAAGGGAGUGGUGCUAUGCAGAAAAGAUAUGGGUAAACUGCAGUGGAAAAUUAUGGAGCCUGUGCUAGUGGAGAUUAAGAAUGAGUACCAUAAGAAUGUUGAACCUCCCGCGGUGCCAAUUUUAACUUUGGACGGAUUCGAGUUUGCUGAUUAA
This is a messenger RNA of Lodderomyces beijingensis, 2466 nucleotides long. The record is from the annotation of a GenBank genome assembly. NCBI's taxonomy places the organism in Eukaryota, Fungi, Ascomycota, Pichiomycetes, Serinales, Debaryomycetaceae.